Oppia nitens is the source of this 1033-nucleotide messenger RNA. RefSeq names its product SAGA-associated factor 29-like (gene Sgf29). Bases 46 to 960 code for a protein of 304 amino acids. The record is from RefSeq and is a predicted model, not a curated record. The transcript has 2 exons. Lineage: Eukaryota; Metazoa; Arthropoda; Arachnida; Sarcoptiformes; Oppiidae. Gene Ontology annotation, cellular component: SAGA complex.
AAGUUAUGAUUAAAGACAAUAUAUUGUGAUAUUUGUUUAGAUUUGAUGAUAAAUAUGCAGAAAAGUGAAGCAAAUAAUACAUUGAAUACAUUGAGUGGUCUGUCUGUGUCUGAAAGCAUUAUCAUAAGUGAACGGAUGCGUGAAUUUCAUCAGAUAUUAUGCCAAUUGUGUGAAGAAAUGGUUAGAUCUGACCAUAACUUGGAUAAUAUGAACAAAACUCAUGAACGCACUCAAAGUGAACCACAAAAGCCUUACUAUAAACACAAACUAAAGGGUCUCUACAAGACUGCUCUUCACGACGCAAAAAGUGAAGAAGAAAUCGUAAGGAAAGCACUUGAAAUCAUUCACGACAUUAGAUCUGUUAUUAAGAGCCGACACCGAAAGUCUGGACACGGCUUUACAAAAGAGACUGCAAUCAGAAGGGGUGCACUGAUGAAAAUGCUUCAACAAAAUGCUGCAACACUUCCACUAUUUGUUCCCAAAUCUAACGAUGAUAUUACUCCUCCUAUGUGUGGUGCCAUACCAUCCGAACCCAAUUAUGUGGCAAAAAUGGGUGAUUUAGUGGCAGCACUGGUUAAGGGAACAGAUGGCGAUGAAAAUUGGAUAUUAGCUGAAGUGGUUCAUUAUAAUCACAAUUCAAAUAAAUAUGAAAUUGAUGACAUCGAUGAAGAACAAAAAGAUAGACAUAUUUUAAGCAGAAGACGUAUAAUACCCUUACCAUUGAUGAGAGCUAAUCCAGUAACAGAUUUGGACGCACUUUUCCCAAAAGACACGCUUGUAUUAGCACUUUAUCCUCAAACGACAUGUUUUUAUAGAGCCAUAAUCCAAGAACCACCUAAAACAGCUCAGGAAGAAUAUCAGGUGUUAUUUGAGGACUCGAGUUAUAACGAUGGCUAUUCACCACCACUUUCAGUCCCUCAAAGAUAUGUCAUUAUCUGUAAAGAGUCGCGAAAGAAAUAAUUACUUAUUUAUUAUAUUAGUUAUUCAUAUAAUUUGAUUAGCAAUUUAUAAUUAUUGGUUAUCAAUAAUUGCA